Spirodela intermedia is the source of this 1915-nucleotide messenger RNA. NCBI's taxonomy places the organism in Eukaryota, Viridiplantae, Streptophyta, Magnoliopsida, Alismatales, Araceae. The record is from the annotation of a GenBank genome assembly.
AUGGGAGAUGACAGGGAGAGGCUCCUCCCGCCGAAGCCCUCCACUUCGUCCUCCAUCGCCGGCGCCGGCGGCGCCGCCGCCGUCGCGCGGUCGGUCUUGCAAGGGAUGGAUUACCUUGGCAUCAAGAAGCGGGGGCAGGGGGUCCGUUCGUGGAUCCGCGUGGACGCCGCCACCGGCAGUUCCCAGAUAAUGGAGGUAGACAAGUUUAGCAUGAUGCGACGGUGCGAUUUGCCGGCGCGGGAUCUCCGGCUUCUGGACCCUCUCUUCGUGUACCCUUCCACCAUUCUCGGCCGCGAGAAGGCCAUCGUCGUCAACCUGGAGCAGAUUAGGUGCAUCAUCACCGCCGAGGAGGUGCUGGUCCUUAACUCUGUCGACAGCAACGUCCUCCAAUACGUGGUGGAGCUUCAGAGGAGACUUGCGGUGCCACAGGGGGAUUUCUUUGGCGGGGCAGCCUCGCCGGAUUACCUGCCUUUCGAGUUUCGGGCGCUCGAGGUAGCGCUGGAGUCGGCUUGCUCGUUUCUCGACGCGCAGGUGCGGCUGCUUCUACCUGAGUCCUCUCGUCCUUCGAUGCUCACUCGUCGUGGUUUUCUGUUGGGAUGAUGGCGUUGCUUGAUUUCUCAUCUUGAUGCUUUACGAUGCACCCAUCAUUCAAAUGAUUUCGUGGAAACACGGGAAGCGAAUUCUCUCUUUCUCUCUCUUCUUAGCCGAAUUGAAUAUAUUUAUUUGGCGAGGUAGGUAGAAUUUCCAAGUACUGGCAGAUAUUAAACAAUUUCUCGCACCAGAUAUUCCCCAAUCCCUGUCUUCUUCUGAGGUAAUGACGCUGAAUCACCACCAAGAGACUCACAGAUACGCCAUUGGGAUUUCCUUAUCAGGCAGCAGAAUUAGAAAUCGAAGCAUACCCUCUGUUAGACGAGCUAACAUCCAAGAUCAGCACCUUGAACUUGGAACGCGUGCGAAGGCUGAAGAGCAGGCUUGUUGCCUUGACUCGGAGGGUGCAGAAGGUAUUCGAGUGAGUCAAAGGCUGUGCGCAGGUGACUAACCAUCUCCCCGCACGACGUUGACCUGAGAUUUCCUCCCGCAGGUUCGGGACGAGGUAGAGCAGCUUAUGGACGACGACGGAGACAUGGCGGAGUUGUAUCUCACGGAUAAGAAGAGACGAAUGGAAGCCUCGUUCUACAGUGACCAGUCAUUGACUGGUUUGGGUUUCGCUGGGCUGGGGCACCCUGCUUCCGCCCCCUCAUCCCCUGUCUCCUCUCCAGCCGAAUCACCGAGGAUGGAGAAGCCCCUAAGCAUCAGCAGAAGUCGUCACGACAGCUUCAAGAGCCCUGACGGCGGCGGCGCCGAGAACAUAGAGGCGUUGGAGAUGCUACUGGAAGCUUACUUUGUGGUUAUAGACAGCAUCCUCAACAAGUUGACGUCGGUAUGCUGCGCCUCUCGUGCCCACUGUUGUCUCUGAUUGUCCUCAUUCUGAGCUGGGCAUGACUGAAUCUUGGUUCCAUUCCAGCUGAAGGAGUACAUCGACGACACAGAGGACUUCAUCAACAUCCAGCUGGUUUGUAUUAUUAUCUAACUUACUAUCUGUGCCAAUGUCAACUUGAUCUUCUUCACCUGAGAUUAAUAAGGGUUUUGGGUUUGACUUCAACGUGAUUGUCUUGGGAUCAUGACUCAAGUACUGUGAUUUCAGGACAACGUCAGGAACCAGCUGAUCCAAUUCGAGCUGCUGCUGACGACGGCGACAUUUGUGGUGGCCAUAUUCGGCGUGGUAGCCGGAGUUUUUGGUAUGAACUUCACAAUCCCGCUAUUCGAUCGACCAAGUGCUUUCCAGUGGGUGCUCAUAAUCUCUGCAAUAUGCGGUACGGUCAUCUUCAGCACAUUUCUGUGGUUCUUCAAGUAUAGAAGACUGAUGCCCAUGUGA